This is a messenger RNA of Suillus clintonianus, 1551 nucleotides long. RefSeq lists its product as uncharacterized. Gene Ontology annotation, molecular function: protein binding. The record is from RefSeq and is a predicted model, not a curated record. NCBI's taxonomy places the organism in Eukaryota, Fungi, Basidiomycota, Agaricomycetes, Boletales, Suillaceae. The coding region runs from base 1 to 1551 and encodes 516 amino acids. The transcript is spliced from 7 exons.
AUGGCAGUUCGCAUUGGGAAAUGGGGAACAGUUCGCUCAGAGUCAUGGCGUCGAAAUGAGUUGUGUGGUUUCAUCAUGGGCCUGAUGCAGGGCUCUCCAGAUUUAGGUAGGCUUGCCAGUGACCCCAAGACGAGAAAAGGAGAUGGGUUCAGCGGGUGUUUCUUCCAACGUUUCAACUUCCAAGUCAUCAUGAACCAGGAUAUGAAGCCCGAGUUUCUGUUUCUUGCUGAUCUCCAUAUUUACAUUCUGACAUUCCUUCCUUACCAAGAUAUUCUUCGGUGCACAUCCGUAUGUAGAGACCUUCGCCAGACAUACUUGUCGUCUCCUGAGCUUCAGUACCUUGUUGAACUCGGCGGUCAACAACUGCUCCCUGUCGAUCUCCGUGUCGAUAACCACUGCACUCCCAUUUCAGAACGUCUACAACUCCUGAGGGACAAAGCCCACGCAUGGUUCAAGUUUGAUACUCGACCUACCGAAACAGUCGUCGUGCCAGACAGGUUUCAGUUUAAAACCACAUCUGUUUCCAAUCAGCAUAUCACCCUCGUGGACACAUGCGAAAUACGCUGCCAUCCGGGCUUCGCCAAGAUUUUUCCAAUAUUACCAGAGCCCUCACAACAAGCAAUUGACCGUGAAUGGUAUCCAGAGACACUAUUUCCAGUUCCUAACGGGCAUCAAAUUGACUUGCUCAUGGACCCAAUGCAAAAUCUGGUUGCUGCCGCGUACGACGCUAAUGAUGGGUCGGAUGUUUGUAUCAACCUACUACCUUUGGAUAGAGAUGGUACCCACCCCCAAGCUGCUGGACCGACACUUUUUACUUCAACGGCGCUGCCCAGACGCUUGAACGUGCUUUGGAAAGUCGAGAGGUGGAAGCUUAGGGGUCUUGGGAGGCAUAUCGCUCUCUGGCACAGUUUGCUACUCCAUGAUCCCGAUAGGGUCCUAUGGUGGUUGCAGAUUUGGGACUGGCAAUACUCGGCAACAUCCAAUAGCGUCCUCAGCGGCACUGAGUUCAACACAAAAACCGACCGAUUAAUUGAUUAUUGUUUCCUCGAAAAUGACAGAUUGCUCAUGAUUGUCGGUGUCAAUUUGAGGGUCUAUUUAAUUGAAGACAUAUCCCAGGCGCCGAAAUUCCUGGCAUGUUUCUUGUUGCCUGCACCAGUGGAGAGUGCACAAUUCUUACGCGGCUCAAAGAACGAUGUUGCAUACAGGUCACAGCCAGGAAUGCAACAAGAAAUGUGGACAUCAGAUCCUACGCAUCAAUACUACGAGGAGUUCCUUGAUGCCACUGGUGGGAGUCGAGUCUUGAGGGCUGUCAAGCACCGGCAGGGCCUAGGUCAGUUGGUGAGAGAGCCAUCUACGAUAGACUUGGAUGGAGAGUUGGUAACAACGUCCCUGCCAUAUGUCGAGGUCCUGUCGAGCAAGAAGUCUAUUCCUAAUCAAUUUGUGCGCUUCAUAUCUAUGCGUGCAGUGUACGCUGUUCCCGGUUUCAAGGAAGAGUCUGAUCUGAUUUUUAAUCUACAGGUCAAGGUCAUUAAGAUUUGGGACGGGGUUUGA